AUUUGUAUCUCCUCGACUUCACGCGGCGCUGCGUAGACAAAAUGACUUUUGACAUCAUAAUAGUGCGAGAGUGCAACUUUCGAGCCGUUCUCGCGGUACUCUGAUGUCAUACGCCGAUCGGUCUGCGCGGUGCCGCAUAAAGUCGAACGCAACGUUUGUCUAGCAUGGUCUCUAUGGAAACCUCAAACUUUACUCGCUGUUUCAAGAUCUACUCAAGUGUACAGUACAGUUCGGAUACGUUUAAUCUCGAUCUUAAUUGUUUUCCAAUAUAAUUGCUAACGUUAAAUGCAGACAAAAGUGAACGCGGAAGACGGGAAAGCUAAAUCUGUAGAAAACGGCAAGAGUGUGAAGGAGUCGUGUUUUUCACCCCAGGUCCUGAGCCUCAAAACGCAGCUGUCAAUAUGAAAGUCGAUAUGAAAACAGUCAACGCGGAUACUGGCGAAACCCAAGGGUCUGAGAAAAUGCAUUCAGGUCCCAGAAUUACCAAAGCGUUUUUAAGAGAUCACUGCAAGAAAAACAAACUGUACCUGACUCCAAGGUUGAACGACACACUUUAUCUACACUACAAAGGUUUUUCCUGUAUUGAGGGUUUGGAGGAAUACACAGGACUGCGUUGCUUGUGGCUGGAAUGUAAUGGAAUUCAGUCGAUUGAGAAUCUGGAGCAUCAGACGGAGCUUCGCUGCCUGUUCCUCCAUCAAAACCUCAUUCACACAUUGGAAAACCUGGAACCACUAAGCAAGCUCUGCACACUCAAUGUCUCACACAAUUAUAUCAAGGUCAUUGAGAACAUAUCAUGCUUGAGUGAGCUGUCCACACUGCAGAUCUCCCAUAAUGCUCUGGAGAAUGUUUGUGACAUGGAGGAGCUGUCCCGCUGUCCAUCCAUCAGUGUUCUUGAUCUUUCACACAACCGCAUCAAAGAUCCAGCCAUCAUUGGUAUUCUAGAGAGGAUGCCUGAUUUGCGUGUGCUAAAUCUAAUGGGUAAUGAAGUAAUCAAAAAAAUACCAAACUACAGGAAGACUAUGAUCGUACGUCUAAAGCAGCUGACCUAUCUUGAUGACCGGCCUGUGUUCCCAAAAGACAGAGCUUGUGCAGAGGCAUGGGCGACUGGUGGUUUGGAAGGUGAGCGACAGGAGAGGGAAUUGUGGCAAAGCAGAGAGAGAAGGAAAGUUCAGGAGAGUUUGGAUGCAAUGGCUGCUAUCAAAGAGAAUGCACUCAAACGGCGGCAAGCUCAAGAGUUUUUAGAAAAAGGAAUCACAGAGCUUCAAAAUCCUGCUAUUGAUGAUCUGAUCUCUGAAAACGACAUUUAUAAAUCUCCAUCAGAAAUUGCACCUGAAGAGAGUGAUCCAUCAAAUUUGUUACGUGAACAAACUGAUUCCCCCACAUCAGAGUUGGAUUACAUUAAUAGCUUGACAUCUGAUGAGGAGCAGAGUGUCGAAACAACAUUUGAGGAAAUUCAUUCUGAUCAAUCAAAACCAGAGAGGCAAGAGGUUGACUUGUCAGCUUCAGAACAGGUUCUGCAACCCACAUUAUACCUGGACCAGACUGGCAGGUCAGUAACAUCAGAAAUAAACACGAAAGAGGAAAGCAAGGCGACUUUUCAUUCACAAGAAGAGAAGCACCAGAAAGUGUGCAGUGCUUACGCAAAACCAUCAGAGUCUAACACUUCAAUCACUGGUCCUGGUGCCCUCAUCACUGAACUGAUUUCUGAAGAUGAAAUAGAGACUGUCAACCUGUCAGAUGGCUUGUUAACAAUUGAUGAUCUUCCAGACCUGGAAGAUGUAGAAAAUACUUUGAUGCUCCCAACAACAGGUACACAGAGUGUGUUGCAUCCAAUGAUUGAGGUCAUUUCUGGUGAUGACGCAGAAUCAGAAGCUGUUAAUCUGUAUCACCGGGCUCAGUCUGAAGCACCGGACCCUGACCAAUCACAGCUGCUUAUUAGUGUUUCCACUAGGUGCUCAUCAGUUAGGCAGAAUAGCACUGUCUUUAUGCAACAGCAGGGUGACUCUUUUUUUCCAAAGGCAAAAGAAAACAAAACCACCGUCCUAAUUGAGGAACUAGAUUGAAUGUUUAUGGCUGAAUAGUGAACUAAAUUUUGGAUAUGUUUUUUUUUUUAUUAAUGUCUGUCUUAUAUUUUGUAAAGCUUUCUUUGUUUAGGUGUUGAACUAAAUUGUAAGUGAAAUUGACCUUUUAAAUGACAAAAACAAUAAAAUAAAAUAUAAAAUAUA
This is a messenger RNA of Misgurnus anguillicaudatus (oriental weatherfish), 2225 nucleotides long. It is a transcript of the gene dnaaf1, whose product is annotated as dynein axonemal assembly factor 1. Gene Ontology annotation, biological process: axoneme assembly. Gene Ontology annotation, molecular function: dynein complex binding; protein binding. NCBI's taxonomy places the organism in Eukaryota, Metazoa, Chordata, Actinopteri, Cypriniformes, Cobitidae. The record is from RefSeq and is a predicted model, not a curated record. Gene Ontology annotation, cellular component: axoneme.